Messenger RNA from Anolis carolinensis (green anole), 3989 nucleotides. RefSeq names its product WD repeat and FYVE domain containing 1 (gene wdfy1). Gene Ontology annotation, cellular component: early endosome. The coding region runs from base 127 to 1359 and encodes 410 amino acids. Gene Ontology annotation, molecular function: protein binding; metal ion binding. Lineage: Eukaryota; Metazoa; Chordata; Lepidosauria; Squamata; Anolidae. The record is from RefSeq and is a predicted model, not a curated record. Gene Ontology annotation, biological process: positive regulation of toll-like receptor 3 signaling pathway; positive regulation of toll-like receptor 4 signaling pathway. The transcript has 12 exons.
GGGUUGAAAAGAAAGGGGACGCUGCUUAUGCGGACAUUACGGAAGACGUCCGCCGUGCUUCCGGGGCCGCAACUCUGAGGGAGACUCCGGCGCGCUCUCGUCUUCCUCCUCCUCGCGGCGGCAGAGAUGGCGGCGGAGAUCCACUCGCGGCCUCAGAGCAGCCGCCCGGUGCUGCUAAGCAAGAUUGAGGGCCACCAGGACGCCGUCAGCGCCGCCCUCGUCAUCCCCAAGGAGGACGGCGUCAUCACCGCCAGCGAGGACAGGACCAUUAGAGUAUGGCUGAAGAGAGACAGCGGCCAGUAUUGGCCCAGCAUUUACCACACCAUGUCAUCUCCUUGUUCAACUAUGGCUUAUCACCAUGAUAGCAGACGAAUAUUCGUUGGCCAGGAUAAUGGAGCCAUUAUGGAAUUCCAUAUCUCAGAAGACUUUAAUAAGAUGAAUUUUGUCAAGACUUAUCCAGCUCAUCAAAACAGAGUGUCUGCGGUGAUCUUUUGCUUGGAAGCUGAAUGGGUUAUCAGUACCGGCCAUGAUAAAUGUGUCAGCUGGAUGUGUACCAGAAGUGGAAACAUGCUGGGAAGACAUUACUUCACUUCUUGGGCUUCUGCCUUACAAUAUGACUUUGAAACCCAGCAUGCCUUCGUUGGUGACUACUCUGGACAGAUCACCCUGCUGAAGCUUGAACAGAACACAUGCUCAGUGAUUACAACUCUCAAGGGCCACGAAGGAAGCAUUGCUUCCCUUUGGUGGGACCCUGUUCAGCGGUUGCUCUUCUCUGGCGCCUCGGAUAACAGCAUAAUCAUGUGGGAUAUUGGCGGGAGGAGAGGCCGGACACUGCUUCUGCAAGGCCACCAUGAUAAAGUACAGGCCGUUUGUUACCUCCAGCUGACACGACAGUUGGUUUCUUGUGCAGCUGAUGGAGGAAUCACAGUCUGGAAUAUGGAUAUUACCAGAGAAGAGGCCCCUCAGUGGUUGGACAGCGAUUCUUGUCAAAAAUGUGAGCAGCCAUUCUUCUGGAAUAUAAAGCAGAUGUGGGACACAAAGACGUUGGGGCUGAGACAGCAUCACUGUAGGAAAUGUGGCAAGGCAGUGUGUGGCAAGUGCAGCACUAAACGGUCCAGCUAUCCCAUCAUGGGUUUUGAAUUCCAAGUCCGGGUCUGUGAUGCCUGUUUUGAUUCAAUCAAAGAUGAGGAUCGUACUUCUUUGGCAACCUUUCAUGAAGGAAAGCAUAAUAUUUCCCAUAUGUCAAUGGACAUUUCACGAGGACUUAUGGUGACCUGUGGAAGUGACCGAGUAGUAAAGAUAUGGGAUAUGACACCAGUAGUAGGUUGCGGCCUUGCAACUGGAUUCGCCUCACGCUGAUUUGGGUCUGCCAGGAUGAUACACCUUAAGCACCAAAUGGAUACACUCCCUUUUGUGACUCGUACACAAAAAGGUUGUCUACUUGACUCUGUGAAUGCUCUUUGGCAAGAUCGACAGCCGCUUUUUUGUGGAGCAGAAUUCGUUUUUACGAUUUACUGUGAGCGACAGACAGAGGAAGUUCAACUACAAGCUCAUAGCCUGUGGAACAAAGACAGAAAAAGCAUUUAUAAGCAAGAAGACAUCCAGCCAAGAAAGAAUACUCGUAACUUGAUUUGCUUGUAAUAUUUAAUAUGCUUUUCUCUGCUGAAAAAAUAGCAUACAGUGGCUAAAGGUUACAUUGAGUGUAGUGAUGACAACACAUGUACAAAUAGUAAGUUAUUCUCAGUCCUUGUAAACCAUCCCUGUAGAUUAGUUUUGUCUUAGUAACAGUGGAGAUUGGCUCACAGGCUCACUCACUUUGCCAGUAGAAGGGGAAAAGAAAUAACUUUUCUUUCCCAGCAGCAUUGCAAUAAGAAAGAGAAUGUUGAUUAGAAUGUUUUGGAGUAUUUUCUACUAGUUCUGUUUGUUAUUGACCCUUGAAAAGUUGCUCAUACUAUGUGAAAAUGAUUUCCAAAUUGUCUUGAGUAGCUUUUUGUACCUGGCAAAAUUACCAAAUUCACAACUUUUUUUUUACAGUAGUAGAAGUGAAGUAAAACAAAAUGCAUCAUGUGCCAUGUAUGUAUAGACAUGUCCCAGUGGAAGAUAAAUGAAACUGACUUCUGUUGAGUUAAUUAGCUGCUAUGUGCUUCCCUUGCCCCUGAAAUAUGGACUUUGGUGUUUUCCAACAUCCAAAGAGGAUGUUAAUGAAGUGGUAAGUCUCAUCUUGAUCGUAAAGUAAGUGUUGAAUGUGAUUUUUGAAACCAUUUAACAGUAACAUUGUAGAGGGGCCUUAUGUAUGUGUUCCUGAGUUAACGUGACAAAAAACUGAGAUUUAAAGUCUCAUUCCUUUGGAAAAUGAAGCUCAUUUUACUGUGUUACACUACAAAAUCAUGAGAAGGGAAAUGUCUUUUGAAGCCGAAGCUUCACCUCCAAGACUACUCUGUUUCUUUUUGAGAAUCCUUCGUAUUGUUAAAUUUAAGUUCUUGAAGAAAUAAUAGCUUUGUUUUUUUAUUUUAAAAAUCCAUGUGGUCUUAGAAAGUUAAUGAACAAAAUGCUUUUUUAGUUCCCUGAGAGCCAGUUAAGAUUUGUGGUUCAGAUAGGCUCAUUUAUCUAGCCUGCGGAAGACCUCUCUAGAUACCAAUGUCUCUUAUCCCAUUGUGUAGUUUGGUGUUCAUCUCUAAGGGGUCUGAAAAUAUUGUGCUAAAUGGAAAAAAAGAAAAUGUCUAAAUGUUUCUCACAAGGCCACUGCUGAUUGUAUAUCCUUUUAAAGUACAAGUCCCUGGAAUCAAGUGAACAUUUGAACCAAGGUUUCAAUCUUUUCUGUUCUUCAAGUUAAGAAGUUAGAUACAAUGGAAGAAAAAUCUAGUAACAAAAGAAGAAACAAUGCUCCUAACACUGUCAUAAAAUAGGGAUAAAUCAAUGUUACGUUAUGCUUCUGAAAUUGUGCAUUUUUUAACCUCAGAAAAGGGACAGAUGCUCUUGAAGGUAGGAUAACACAUUUGAGCUAGUGCAGUUGCUUAGUAGUUGAAAGAAAAAUAACUAAAAUCAGAACAUUUUCUUCGGAGUUAAUACAUUCAUAAGGCCAAUGAAUACAGCCUCAUCAGACUGGUAAACCCAUACUACUCAAUGCCUUAUUGGAUUGUCGAAAAGUUGAACUUAACUUGUAUCAGUUAAACAAGAAUGAGUCUUUUCACCUCAGUGCCAGAAAGAUGACCUUUUUCUGGAAAUGUGCAUCUGUGUUACAAAAAUACUACCUUACUUGAAAACAUUUCUUUUCCCCUUCUCCUUUAAAUGGGUGUUACCUUGCACACAUGACUUUUUUCAUUCUUAAAAACUUGGGAUGGCUUGCUGGCCAUAGGUAGGAAGGCACCCAACAUCUAUACUUAUCCUGACAAAGUAGAUUCCCUUUUAAUCAUUAGCAGCAUAAACCACGGAAUAAUAUAUUUCACCUCUUGGCAAUUACACUGCUAGUCUUCCAAGAAUAUUUUGCCAAAGGGUGCUGAAUUUGCUCCAUGAAUGAAAGAAUAUCUUUAUUUCUUUGCGGCAAACAGAAUUAAAAUUAUUUAGAUGAUGCCAACAUUUUAGAGAAAUGUUGUUGGCAAAACAACAGUCUGCAUAUUUCCAAGUAUUUAGAUUCUUCAUAUGAGUCAUUUUUGCUUAAGUCUAUAUUGCUUGCUUUUGUAUAGGAAAAUGAUGUGUUUGGGGGGAGGGAAUGGGGAAGAGGACAAGAAUCAUGCUGUGCACUGUAACACUGUCCUUGUAACUUUAAAUGUGGAGUUAUUUAGGUUUGACAUACUUACCCUAUUUCCCCCCAACAAAUGGGCUGAGAAGCAACAAGUACUAAUGCAUUUUUCUCUGAUGGAUUUGUUCCUGUGAAAGACUGUAUCAUUCAUUAUCUGAGAUGCUGUUGUUGUUGUUUAUUGUUUCCCUCCUGUCUUUUGGGGAAAAAAAGAACUUUGAAUAUUGUACAAUUAAAAAAAUAUUUCCUGAUA